AUGAGAUUCUCAACGUCCAUUGUGCCAUUGGUUCUUGUGACUUCUGCUUUCAGUAGCCCUAUAAGUGUCGACUCGAUCGUCACCGAUAGGACCACUGAUAGUUUCGAGGAAGCGGUCUAUGAAAAUGGCCUAGACGCGAGACAGUCGGCCAGCCUCACUGCGAACGAGUUUACCAACGGUGGUUGUAAGAGCGUCGUGCUUAUCUUCGCGCGUGGUACUGCUCAACUCGGCAAUCUCGGUGCCACACCUGGGCUUCAACUGUAUAAUCAAAUCAAGUCUGCUCUCGGAGCAUCAACUAUUGCUGUUCAAGGUGUCAACUACGACGCAGAGACAGCGCAUGGUACCUUGCCAGAAGGCGUGGAUGCAACCGCAGCGGCGAACAUGGCGACACUGAUCAGGACCGUGGCCAAUACAUGCCCUAGUGCAAAGAUUCUGUUGUCGGGGUAUAGCCAAGGCGCAGCCAUGGUACAUGCGAGUGUGAAACGAUUAUCGACAACUGUCCAAGCGAGAAUCAAUGCCGCCGUAACGUUUGGUGAUACGCGUAAUGAGCAGGAUGGAGGCCAAAUUCCAGGAAUUUCAGCCGACAGAACUCUGAUCAUUUGUAACGACGGAGACUUGGUUUGUGACGGCACUUUGCAGAUUACAUCUGCGCAUUUGGCCUAUGGGUCGAGGGUCCCGGAGGCUGUUUCGUUCCUGACAUCGAAAGUAAACUGA
Truncatella angustata is the source of this 714-nucleotide messenger RNA. RefSeq names its product cutinase. The transcript has 2 exons. The record is from RefSeq and is a predicted model, not a curated record. Gene Ontology annotation, molecular function: cutinase activity. Lineage: Eukaryota; Fungi; Ascomycota; Sordariomycetes; Amphisphaeriales; Sporocadaceae. Bases 1 to 714 code for a protein of 237 amino acids. Gene Ontology annotation, cellular component: extracellular region. Gene Ontology annotation, biological process: carbohydrate catabolic process.